Messenger RNA from Penaeus monodon (black tiger shrimp), 651 nucleotides. RefSeq lists its product as uncharacterized. NCBI's taxonomy places the organism in Eukaryota, Metazoa, Arthropoda, Malacostraca, Decapoda, Penaeidae. The transcript is spliced from 3 exons. Bases 1 to 651 code for a protein of 216 amino acids. The record is from RefSeq and is a predicted model, not a curated record.
AUGUAUUUCCCGACAAGCAUCGACGGCAGCCUCCUAGCCUCUUUAGUGGAAGGACAACACGCUCAGUGCUCGCGCGCUCGAAAACAAGACGUGGUGACAAGCCGCACGCAAGGCCACCAAGACCGUCGAAGCAAGACCACUAAGGCAAGCCUGAAGACCAUCGGGAAAAGCCACAGACAAAACCAUCAGAAAAGGAUAAACAAAGCCAUCAAGAAGACCACCAAGCUACGCCACAGACAAGACCAUCAGGAGAAGCCUACUACAGGAGGCCCCAAGACCACAAGGAAAAGCCACAAGACAAGAUUAUCCCGGAGGAGGAAGCGGAAGAAGAGCAUCUCAGAUCCUGCGAGAUUCCUUCAACGAGGAUCAGCUUCGAGGAUCAGCUUCGAGGAUCAGCCGCGAGGACCGACCGAGGGCUGGCUUUACAGCAAUAACAAAAGCAGUUGUAGUUGUAAUUUUAACUCCAGUAGUAGCAGCAGCAGCAGUGGCAGCAGCAGCAACAAUAGUGGUACUGGUUGCGGUGAUGGAAACAGAGGCAGUAGUGGUGGUAGCAGUAGCAGUAGCAUCCUAUAUAUGGAAGGAUCUGACGCCAUUAGCAAGACAAUGGGCACAGAGCCUACUGAAACCCCCCUAAAGCCACUGAUUGGCUAA